AUGGAGGGGGUGCACCUGACCCUGAUCAGCGACGACCCCAAGCUCAGAGAGACGUUUGCAGUCGAGCUGACAGCCGACACCUUCGUCAAGCUUUACAAGGCAAGGAAGUCUGAGCGGGACAAGGCCAAGCCUGCAGGCGGCAGAGUCAGAGUCACGGCUGAUCAAGUCGAAGUCAAGCCUGAGCUCAGGCCGAUCUCGAGGAAGGAGAUGGAAGCGAUGUGCGGAGGAGGUAACACAUCGAUCACGAGAGUCAAGCGAGCCAUGUUGGACUAA
Messenger RNA from Guillardia theta CCMP2712, 273 nucleotides. RefSeq lists its product as hypothetical. The coding region runs from base 1 to 273 and encodes 90 amino acids. NCBI's taxonomy places the organism in Eukaryota, Cryptophyceae, Pyrenomonadales, Geminigeraceae. The transcript has a single exon. The record is from RefSeq and is a predicted model, not a curated record.